Gambusia affinis (western mosquitofish) is the source of this 2007-nucleotide messenger RNA. It is a transcript of the gene irak4, whose product is annotated as interleukin-1 receptor-associated kinase 4. Gene Ontology annotation, molecular function: magnesium ion binding; ATP binding; protein serine/threonine kinase activity. Gene Ontology annotation, biological process: protein phosphorylation; signal transduction. The transcript is spliced from 13 exons. The coding region runs from base 260 to 1687 and encodes 475 amino acids. Lineage: Eukaryota; Metazoa; Chordata; Actinopteri; Cyprinodontiformes; Poeciliidae. The record is from RefSeq and is a predicted model, not a curated record.
UGUCCAUCAACAGCUUCUAAAUGAGGAACAAAUAAGACGGAGCUUUUGUUUCGUAGUUUAAAGAAUAAACAUUCUCUGGCGGAUUUCUUUUCGUUCCUGAGCAGGGGAAAAUCUUCAAGGACUCUCAGCCGGACUCCACACCUGCUUUGAAAUUUCCACGAAGCUCGCGUUUCUUUACCUUUCAUGGGUCGAUGAUUUUGUCAACAUGACGGUCAGAUAAAACUAAAUUAGCAGACAUCACCAGAAACUCUUUGUCGGGAUGAGCAGUUCUGUGACUUCCGCUACUUACAUUCGCAACAUCAGUUACGGUCUACGCCGCCAGUUGUCCGACUUUCUGGACCCUCAGGACAGGUGGAAGGAUGUGAUUGUGUCCAUACGGAAGCCGAGCGGGGAGCCGAGGUACUCCCAGCUUCACGUCAGGAGGUUUGAAGGUCUUGUGACGCAGGGGAAGAGUCCCACCGUGGAGCUGCUGAAUGACUGGGGAACCACCAACUGCACAGUGGGAGAACUGGUGGAUAUUUUGAAGAGCCGCAAUCUGUUGGCUGCUGCCAGUCUCCUGCUACCUUGGGAAGAAUAUUCCUCGGCAGAGACACACCUGCUGCCCUUACAACUACCUCCUGACAGAGACCCUCCAACCAGACCACUGGAUGAGAUGCAGAGCCAGCCUCCACCUGCACCGGAGACACAAGUACUGAGAGAGCACAGCGAAACAGGACACACAGGUGGCAGCAGUGACUCCUUUGACCCGCUUGCUGUGCAACCAUUGUCAGGCGUCUCCAGUUUUAUGUACAGUGAGCUGAGGAAGAUCACGGGCAACUUUGACGACCGGUCCGUCUCAAACGGUGGCAGCCGACUCGGAGAGGGCGGCUUCGGCACUGUGUACAAAGGCUUCCUGAGCAACAGACCUGUGGCGGUGAAAAAACUAAACCCGAUGGAUGACAUGCCUCUGGACAAGCUGCAAGAUCAGUUUAACCAAGAGAUCCAGACUCUGAAAGUGUUGAAACACGAGAACUUGGUUGACAUGGUUGGAUUCUCAUGCGACGAGCAGCAAAUGUGUAUAGUGUACGCCUUCAUGGCCAAUGGAUCUUUGCUGGAUCGACUCGCUUGCUUGGACAGUAGUCCUCCUCUUUCCUGGCGACAGAGGUGCUUGAUCGCAGAAGGGACCGCUAGAGGUUUGGAGUACCUCCAUAGCAACCGUCAUGUACACAGAGAUGUUAAAAGUGCAAACAUCCUGCUGGAUGAGAACUUUGUGGCGAAAAUCUCCGACUUCGGGCUGACCAGAGCGUCGGCCAAGCACACGUCUACGACGAUGAUGACGGAGAGGGUCGUGGGGACCCGUGCGUACAUGGCCCCUGAGGCCCUGAGGGGACAGAUCACCCCAAAAUCUGACGUGUUCAGCUUCGGAGUGGUGCUGUUGGAAAUAUUGUCUGGGCGCCCGCCAGCUGAUGAAAACAAGGAGCCCCAGUUCCUAAUGGAUAUCAGGGACGACAUCGACGAUGAAGACGAAGAUCUGACCCUGGAGCAGUUUUUGGACAGGAAGAUGACAGACUGGGAGCUGAGCCAGGUGGAGAGCAUCUACUGCUUGGCUUCCAACUGCUUGGACGACAGAAAAAACAGGCGGCCAUUCAUCAAACAGGUUGUUUCAGAGAUUCACAGCGUCAUCAAAAGCAUCUCUCUGGAAUCGUAGGUACGGAGGGAAACAAGAGGCUCACAUUACCUCUGUUCCAAAUCCCAAAAAUUUGAAGAGGAGCACCAACGGGACAUAUCAGUCCUGCUAUGCAGAUAUUUAGCCAUUAGCAUGUCAACAGCUCCAGUCAGAGGCAUCGCCAGAUUCGUUCCAAGACUGACUGCUACUGGAGAUCCCUCCCGUCCACAGCGUCACAUCCAUGACUUUUUAAAGAUACUUGGAGGACAUGAGUUAGAAGAAAAGUGUGAGCACAUAUUUUAAUAAUUUUUUUUUUUAAAGUUGUUUUAUUUUUGAAGAAAUUAAAAAAAUAAGAACCAAAA